This is a messenger RNA of Carcharodon carcharias (great white shark), 2789 nucleotides long. RefSeq names its product C1q and TNF related 5 (gene c1qtnf5). Gene Ontology annotation, molecular function: protein binding. The transcript has 3 exons. The record is from RefSeq and is a predicted model, not a curated record. Bases 332 to 1096 code for a protein of 254 amino acids. NCBI's taxonomy places the organism in Eukaryota, Metazoa, Chordata, Chondrichthyes, Lamniformes, Lamnidae.
UUUGCCUUUACUCAGUCUGUUCCCAGUCCCUGUAUCUUUACUCAUUCUUUUCCCGUUCUCUGUCUUGUCUCAUUUUGUUCCCAUUCCCUGUGCCUUUUCUCAUCCUGUUGUUCCUGGUUUUGCCUCUGAGCGCACCAACCAUUUCCUUCUGGAGUCAGAGCCAGUGGGUAAGAGUUUCUCAUUCCCUUUGAACUGAGCUGAGUGGUGGAGCUGUCUGAUUGGAAGAUUGAGGGGCUGCACAGGGACGUACUGACAAAGCUGCCAGUAGCAAAGAGCUGUCACCACCACUCACAGUUUCACUUCUUGCAAAACUAGAAAAUAUUUCAUCUUUAUGGGUUGGAGCCUCUCCCUGAACCUCAGGAUGAGUUGUAUUACCUUGUCUGUGUUACUCUUGUUGUUGCCAAGUACCUCGGCCAACAUUAAGGACAACAACCUUUCCGGAUUUUGUGAUGGUCAUCCAGGAAUUCCAGGAACUCCGGGACGUAAUGGGUAUCCGGGUCUGGCAGGGCGGGAUGGGAGAACUGGGAGGGAUGGAAUGCCUGGACUACCAGGACACAAAGGUGACGCAGGAAUACAAGGUUUUCCUGGGCCUUUGGGGGAGCAGGGCAUUCCAGGGCCACCUGGUCCAACAGGUGAGAAGGGAGUGAAAGGGGAUAGCUUGAUUAGCUACAACUCAGCAUUUAGUGCGAAACGUUCCAAGACCCACAUCUUCCCCCUGCUUGAGGAGGCAGUCCAAUUCGAUGUGGUUAUACACAAUGAUCAGAGGCACUACAACCCAGUGACAGGAAAGUUCACCUGUGAGAUCCCAGGUCUCUAUUAUUUUGUGGUUCACUCCACAGUUUACAAAACCAGCCUGCAGUUCGACAUCAUGAAGAACAACGUUUCCAUCUCGUCCUUCUUCCAGUACUAUGGCAACUGGCCAAAGCCUGUCUCACUAUCAGGUGGAGCCCUCAUGCGUCUGGACCCCCUGGACCAGGUGUGGGUGCAAGUGGCAGUGGGGGACUACAAUGGGAUUUAUUCCAGUGCAAAGACAGACAGCACCUUCACCGGGUUUUUAGUCUAUUCUGACUGGCAGAAUGCUCAAUUCCUGGUUUAAUGUCCAAUAUUUUUGGUCCUUGUAACAUGUACGGAUUGUAUUUUACAUCAAACUGAACUUCAAACACAUGACAUUGUUAGAGAUUUACUAUAUCAUUGUGCACGUUUCCUUGGCUUUAGGGUCACCAUCUGUCUAGUUUUUCUAAAAUGUAAACCAAACCAAUGUCUGUUUAUAAAUGAAGCCUCAUUUCAUUGUCUUGCAAUAUGUUGGCUCUGAGAUUACAUUGGGCAGUGCCAAAACCUGUUGCAGUAUCAAGAUGAGAAAGAGCUGGAGAUCUCUUGCAUUAUACUUCUGUCCUUUUCAGUUGCCAAAGAGCUUUCUUGGAGAAGUAGUCAAGGUGCAGGGCAGGCAGUGCCAGGGCAGCUGUCUGAAUGAGACACAAAAUGGCUCUCAUGGGCCAAAUGAGAGUUGCAAAUGUGGAGAGAAAGAUGAUCUGGCUCCAAAACUUAGGACAAAGCAAUUUAGAAUGUAGCAUCAGAAAGUGAAAGUGGAAUUUGAUAAAGUGGAAUCGUGGUGAUUCCUGCAGCCAACGAUUGUGUUACCAUAAACUAGUGAAUCUGCAAAGCCACAGGCCCACAAACCGGGGAACCUGUAAAGUCACAGUCCCAUUGUUAUAACUGAUGCAGUUGGUAAAGCAGAGUUAUUUAAAAAUCCCAUAGGGAAACUUCAAACAAUUGUCAUAGCCUAUAAUUUUAAGUGUUAUGUGUGAGGUGCAACUCUAAAUUCAGGAAUCAGACCACCAGUUCUCGCGGUUUUACAUUAAACUAAAUGAAACAUUUUAUUAAUUUACACAAGUUAAACACAUACACAUGUCUACAAAUUACUACUAUCAUAACUUUUAACAAAUUCCCAAACUAAUCCCCAUUAAGGCAACAGCAACCCAUAGACUUAACCAAACACCAGGCAAAGCAUUUUUACCUUACAAAUUCAAAAUGAGGUUCUUUUCACUUUGGUUCCUGUGUAGCCAGUUGGAGGUUUACAGCUGUCUUUAGAUCUCACAUUGCCUCUGCUCUGUGCACCCAAAAUGGUUGUCUUGUUAUCCCUACCACUGCCCCUUGAAUGUUAAUUCUCAUUGUAUCAACAACCUCUGAACUAAACCUCUCUAACAAUAAAACCCCUUUCAUAGUACCAAUUUUAUUAGUAAUAUAAACGUAUUGCUUGGUAGCUGCUAGAUAUGUGUCUGUUUUCACCCGAAAUCUUGAAUGUUCCAUUCAAAAAAUGUAAAUGCAUGCUAUCUCUCUUACAUAUCAAAACUAGUACAUAUCAAAACACUCAGACUAGCUGUCUUUAAUCCAAUUAAGACACAGCCACAGCCUAAAACUCUGUUUUAAAAGAAAAAUAUUUGCCAAAAUAUUAUAUACAUUAAUAGCUUAAUGACAUCCCCCUCCUUAUUGAAAAAUGAACCAUCAUAAUUAUAAAAGACGGCUUCAUUUUAAUAACCCAUCUCACAGUAUCUCCUAUACUUAAUACACUAUUACAUUACCAGAUUUAUGUAUUAACAUAACAAUAUAUAUACACAUGUCCUUGGUAUCAACAGAAAUCACUCCAGUUCAGUGUCCAGAUUUUUUAAAAAUGUCCUAUUUUCCUUUAAGCUUCAAGCUCUUGAUAAUGCAUCUGCAAACAGAUUUUCUCUUCCAGAAAUAUGUAUAAUAUGUAGAUUAAUGGUUGUAAUAAUAGACUCCAUCUGAAAAGC